Mesorhabditis belari is the source of this 267-nucleotide messenger RNA. The record is from the annotation of a GenBank genome assembly. NCBI's taxonomy places the organism in Eukaryota, Metazoa, Nematoda, Chromadorea, Rhabditida, Rhabditidae.
AUGUUCUGCUCGUCAGCAUUUUUCGUCUGCAAACGGCACAUUGUCGACGGAGCAAAAGAGAUGCAAGAGAAGAAAGUCAAGGCAUUUCGUGAUCGAGAUAUUACACAGCGGCCGCCUUGUGAAAGUGCAAAUUUGCAAGCAUCACGUCACCCGGAGAUGCGUGAGAUUUUGCGUGCAGAGCGCUGUCUUGAGGUGACCCCGUUAGCCCGGCGACUCGGCUUCCGACAGAAGACUUUUCACGAUUUGGAGGUGAGUGCAAAAGAUGGG